This is a messenger RNA of Ooceraea biroi (clonal raider ant), 1278 nucleotides long. RefSeq names its product ribosomal protein LP0-like (gene RpLP0-like). Lineage: Eukaryota; Metazoa; Arthropoda; Insecta; Hymenoptera; Formicidae. Gene Ontology annotation, molecular function: RNA binding. Gene Ontology annotation, biological process: ribosomal large subunit biogenesis; ribosomal large subunit assembly; rRNA processing. The record is from RefSeq and is a predicted model, not a curated record. Gene Ontology annotation, cellular component: preribosome, large subunit precursor; nucleolus.
ACCGCCCACAAUUUCCUACAGGUGGUGCCCUCUCUGUUUUAUUUUUAGUCCGUAGCACGUGGACGGCAAGUGCAGAAGUCUUGUGUGUAUUUUAUAAUAACAUCAAUCUGUAAAGAUGCCAAAAUCGAAAAGAGAUAAAAAAGUAUCUCUCACAAAAACCAGCAAAAAGGGCUUACUCUUAAAACAACGAGUCAUAGAUGAUGUUAAAAAAUGUGUGGCGGAAUAUGACCACAUAUUCCUUAUCUCCAUUCAAAAUACACGCAACACCAAACUUCUUGAUCUGCGUGCAGAAUGGAAAGACAGUAGAUUUUUCUUUGGUAAACUCAGGAUAAUUGCACUGGGCCUAGGAAAUACGAGAGAAACCGAGACUGCAGACGGCAUAUAUAAACUAGCCACUGCAAUAAGAAACCAUUCAAUGAAAGGACAAUGUGGUUUAUUAUUUACUAAUAGGUCUAAGAAACAGGUAAUCAAAUGGGCAGAGCAAUACGAAGAGCUGGAAUAUGCACGCUCCGGAUUCGUGACACCUGAAACAGUAGAAUUACCCGAAGGGCCUUUACGGCAGUUCCAACACAGCAUGGAACAACAGUUGAGGCAAUUAGGUAUGCCUACAUCACUGCAAAAGGGAGUUGUCACCUUGAUUAAGCCAUACACGGUCUGCACGAAGGAUGACGUGCUAACUCCAGAGCAAGCGCAAAUUCUGAAAUUGCUGGAGAAGCCGCUAGCAAUCUUUAAGCUGCUGCUCUUGGGGGUGUACACUGAAAAACAUGGUUUUAAAAAGCUCACAGUACCAGACGACACGAAAGACGAUGAGGAGGAAAUGGAUAUGGAAACCAAUGAUAACAGAUAAAAUUUGUAAUUUAAUUUUUGAAAAAAACAGGAUGUGUAUAUAUGAUUUUAUACAUAAGUAUAAAUAUAUAUCUUGUCUACCCGUAGCUGUUUUCUUCAUGUUUACGAAACGAUUACUCGAUUACUGCUAAAAACAAUCGAAUGUUACAUGGUAACCUUACAUUUAGUUUGUUACAAUUAUUGUACAUUUCAAUCUGAUGACAUGAAAUCAUUAUCAACAUUAGUAAAAUAUUUUAAAUUUCCCUUAGAUAAGAGAUUGUCAGGUGAGGUUUUUACAUAGUUUGUGUACAUUUAUCAAUACAUUAUUGUUACAUUUAUAUUUCUUGUUCUUGUAUCAAAACAUUAUAUCUUUUCAUUAGAAAAGAUGGCGAUUUUCCAAAUAAAAUACUGUAACAAAGAUUACGAUUUAACAGAGAAACAUGAUAGAUGUAA